Molecule: messenger RNA, 3399 nt
Organism: Closterium sp. Yama58-4
Lineage: Eukaryota; Viridiplantae; Streptophyta; Zygnematophyceae; Desmidiales; Closteriaceae
Source: the annotation of a GenBank genome assembly
AUGUCGGUCCCUUACAGCAUCCCUCUCUCCCCUGCCUGUCAAAGGCCACCAUACCCUCCCCCUCGCUUACUCUUUCCCUUGCCCUUUCCCAAGCUCAACCUGCACCCGCCACAUUCACCCGCUUUCCCUUCCCCCACUUUCCCUUCCCCCACUUUCCCUUCCCCCACUUUCCCUUCCCCCACUUUCCCCUCCCCCAAUUUCCCUUCCCCCACUUUCCCUUCCCCCACUUUCCCUUCCCCCACUUUCCCUUCCCCCACUUUCCCUUCCCCCACUUUCCCUUCCCCCACUUUCCCUUCCCCCACUUUCCCUUCCCCCACUUUCCCCUCCCCCACUUUCCCUUCCCCCACUUUCCCCUCCCCCACUUUCCCUUCCCCCACUUUCCCCUCCCCCACUUUCCCUUCCCCCACUUUCCCUUCCCCCACUUUCCCUUCCCCCACUUUCCCUUCCCCCACUUCCCCUUCUCCCCUUUCCCUUCCCCCACUUUCCCCUCCCCCACUUUCCCUUCCCCCACUUUCCCCUCCCCCACUUUCCCUUCCCCCACUUUCCCCUCCCCCACUUUCCCCUCCCCCACUUUCCCUUCCCCCACUUUCCCUUCCCCCACUUUCCCUUCCCCCACUUUUCCUUCCCCCACUUCCCCUUCCCCCCCCACUUUCCCUUCCCCCACUUUCCCCUCCCCCACUUUCCCUUCCCCCACUUUCCCCUCCCCCAAUUUCCCUUCCCCCACUUUCCCUUCCCCCACUUUCCCUUCCCCCACUUUCCCCUCCCCCACUUUCCCCUCCCCCACUUUCCCCUCCCCCACUUUCCCUUCCCCCACUUUCCCUUCCCCCACUUUCCCUUCCCCCACUUCCCCUUCCCCCACUUUCCCUUCCCCCACUUUCCCCUCCCCCACUUUCCCUUCCCCCACUUUCCCUUCCCCUUUCCCUUCCCCCACUUUCCCUUCCCCCACUUUCCCUUCCCCCACUUUCCCUUCCCCCACUUUCCCCCCCCCACUUUCCCCUCCCCCACUUUCCCUUCCCCCACUUUCCCUCCCCACUUUCCCUUCCCCACUUUCCCUUCCCCCACUUUCCCUUCCCCACUUUCCCUUCCCCCACUUUCCCCUUCCCCCACUUUCCCCCCCCCACUUUCCCCUCCCCCACUUUCCCUUCCCCCACUUUCCCUUCCCCCACUUUCCCCUUCCCCCACUUUCCCCCCCCACUUUCCCCUCCCCCCACUUCCUCCCCUUCCCCCCCCACUUUCCCUUCCCCCACUUUCCCUUCCCCCACUUCCCCUUCCCGCACUUUCCCUUCCCCCACUUUCCCCUCCCCCACUUCCCUCCCCCACUUUCCCCCCCCACUUUCCCUUCCCCCUUCCCUUCCCCCUUUCCCUUCCCCCACUUCCCCUCCCCCCCACUUUCCCUCCCCCACUUUCCCCUCCCCCACUUUCCCUUCCCCCACUUUCCCCUCCCCCACUUUCCCUUCCCCCACUUUCCCUUCCCCCACUUUCCCUUCCCCCACUUUCCCUUCCCCCACUUUCCCCUUCCCCCACUUUCCCUCCCCCACUUUCCCUCCCCCACUUUCCCUUCCCCACUUUCCCUUCCCCCACUUUCCCUUCCCCCACUUCCCUUCCCCCACUUUCCCCUCCCCCACUUUCCCCCCCCACUUUCCCUUCCCCCACUUUCCCUUCCCCCACUUUCCCUUCCCCCACUUUCCCUUCCCCCACUUUCCCUUCCCCCACUUUCCCUUCCCCCACUUUCCCCUCCCCCACUUUCCCUUCCCCCACUUUCCCUUCCCCCACUUUCCCUUCCCCCACUUUCCCUUCCCCCACUUUCCCCUUCCCCCACUUUCCCCUCCCCCACUUUCCCCUCCCCCACUUUCCCCUCCCCCCACUUUCCCUUCCCCACUUUCCCUUCCCCCACUUUCCCUUCCCCCACUUUCCCUUCCCCCACUUUCCCUCCCCCACUUUCCCCUUCCCCCACUUUCCCUUCCCCCACUUUCCCCUCCCCCACUUUCCCCUUCCCCCACUUUCCCUUCCCCCACUUUCCCUUCCCCCACUUUCCCCUUCCCCCACUUUCCCUUCCCCCCCCCACUUUCCCUUCCCCCACUUUCCCUUCCCCCACUUUCCCUUCCCCCACUUUCCCUUCCCCCACUUCCCCCCUUCCCCACUUUCCCUUCCCCCACUUUCCCUUCCCCCACUUUCCCUCCCCCACUUUCCCUUCCCCCACUUUCCCUUCCCCCACUUUCCCUUCCCCCACUUUCCCUCCCCCACUUUCCCCUCCCCCACUUUCCCCCCCCACUUUCCCCUCCCCCACUUUCCCUUCCCCCACUUUCCCUUCCCCCACUUUCCCUUCCCCCACUUUCCCCUUCCCCCACUUUCCCUUCCCCCCACUUUCCCCUCCCCCACUUUCCCUUCCCCCACUUUCCCUUCCCCCACUUUCCCUUCCCCCACUUUCCCUUCCCCCACUUUCCCUUCCCCCACUUUCCCUCCCCCCCACUUUCCCCUCCCCCACUUUCCCCCUCCCCCACUUUCCCUUCCCCCACUUUCCCUUCCCCCACUUUCCCUUCCCCACUUUCCCUUCCCCCACUUUCCCUUCCCCCCACUUUCCCUUCCCCCACUUUCCCCUCCCCCACUUUCCCCCCUCCCCCACUUUCCCUUCCCCCACUUUCCCUUCCCCCACUUUCCCCCCCCCACUUUCCCCCUCCCCCACUUUCCCCUCCCCCACUUUCCCUCCCCCACUUUCCCUUCCCCCACUUCCCUUCCCGCACUUUCCCCUUCCCCCACUUUCCCUCCCCCACUUUCCCUUCCCCCACUUUCCCCCUCCCCCACUUUCCCCUCCCCCACUUUCCCUUCCCCCACUUUCCCCUUCCCCCACUUUCCCUUCCCCCACUUUCCCUUCCCCCACUUUCCCCCCCCCACUUUCCCCUCCCCCCACUUUCCCUUCCCCCACUUUCCCUUCCCCCACUUCCCCUUCCCCCACUUCCCCUUCCCCCACUUUCCCUUCCCCCACUUUCCCCCCUCCCCCACUUUCCCUUCCCCCACUUUCCCCCCUCCCCCACUUUCCCUUCCCCCACUUUCCCUUCCCCCACUUUCCCUUCCCCCACUUUCCCUUCCCCCACUUUCCCUUCCCCCACUUUCCCUUCCCCCCUUUCCCUUCCCCCACUUUCCCUUCCCCCACUUUCCCUUCCCCCACUUUCCCUUCCCCCACUUUCCCUUCCCCCACUUUCCCUUCCCCCACUUUCCCUUCCCCCACUUUCCCCUUCCCCCACUUUCCCUUCCCCCACUUUCCCUUUCCCCACUUUCCCUUCCCCCACUUUCCCUUCCCCCACUUUCCCUUCCCCAUCCCACAACCUCCAUCCAUACCUUCCCGCUCCCACGCGCGUCCACUCGCAGGAGUCACGAACGACGACCGCGAUCCGAGCAUAG